Messenger RNA from Penicillium cosmopolitanum, 1071 nucleotides. RefSeq lists its product as uncharacterized. The record is from RefSeq and is a predicted model, not a curated record. Bases 1 to 1071 code for a protein of 356 amino acids. Lineage: Eukaryota; Fungi; Ascomycota; Eurotiomycetes; Eurotiales; Aspergillaceae. The transcript has a single exon.
AUGGUUCUCCUCAGUUCGUCCACGGUAUCCACCAUCCUGUCGAUGGGAGUAGUGUGUAUCUUCACAUUACUACUAUUUCUAUCCGGAUACGUGCUGCAGCAACAAUCAGUAAAAAACAUUCAGCAUGCCAUUCGCCCUCCAUCUGAUCCAGCUUCUGAGUCAAGACACAGUUAUCCGGGAUCAACAUUCCAGAAGCGGGAUUCAUCGGAUUCAGAUCUAGGUUCAGGCGACGAUCAAGACAUCCCACGAGCUAGUCGAGAUCGCCAUCCAGGAUCGCGGGGCAAUUUCGCCUAUCUUCAGCUAUUAUCCGAGCCUGAUCCAUCAGACAUUUGUUCCGCAGUGCUUUUCUUUAAACAGCUCGCGACAAAUGGUACCAGCGUUCAGGAUCGUCUGUUUAUGUAUCCGCAGGAAUGGGACCGCAUGUCAGCGAAACAGUUGGGCAAGUCUGCAUCAGCGGCCCUUUCGAUUCUCCGUGCAGCCAGUAUCAAAUAUGGGAUUUGGCUACUACCAAUCGAUAUGACUGCUGCUACCUCUGCGGGAUACUCCGCAACCAACACGAAGGUCUUACGUCUGGGUCAAAUACAAUUCAUGCAGUAUGACAGCGUUCUUUACGUUCAGACGCCUGGCAUGAUUCUCGAUACAGAAAUGCUUGAUGAGGUGUUAUUUUCACGGACAUUGCCUGGCCGGCAUGAUAAGAAUAGGCCGGAGUCCUUCAACAACGAAGCAUGGAUUCCCAUGCCUCUUCGCGCGAACCGCGAUGCCAACCUUCCCCCGGUCUACCUGAUAACAGUCAACAACUUGGGCGGUGGGAGUAUUGAAACGCGGACACAUAUUCCUAACAUACAUCUUCCUGGAUUCGGGGGCCUUGUGGCUGGACCUUGGGGCGUGAAACCGGAAUCAGCUAAUGGUGAGCCGGUUCAACAGCCCGCCUAUGUAUAUUUUGAGAAUGACCGCGACGGUCAUGUUAAGUGGGCAGGAAAUCCCCUUUUUGGCCCAUGGCGAUCACAACAAAGCGAGGUUUGCCCUGGGCUAGAUUUUGAUGACGACUAUUAUCAUGAUGAGAUGAGAUGA